AUGUCGGUUUUGGACCGGUUUCGAAACCAAAAAAAACCAGAGGAUGCAGGGUAUGUGUUCAACACCGCACACCAUUUCCUGUACGGCCUGACGGUCUACAAGAAGAAGACCCGCCUCGCGAUACCGAUCGAGUUCAUCCUCCUGAUUAGUACCAUCGUCAUGAUCUCUUGCCUCCUCCAGUCCCUCAUCGACUUCUGGAAGACUAAAUGGAUCGAGCAGUUCUGCUUCUACAUCACCCUCAUCACUCCCAUCGUCUGUUCCAUAACUGUCAUCUGGCACCGGGAGCGUAUAAGGAACCUGAGCGACCAAGUUGACAGCUGGUGGAAUUAUCCGCUCCUGGAAGCAGAAACUGAGGAAUUGAAAAGAGAGGCAGCUGCUUGGAUGGACCGCUUCAACUGGUACUACUUCGCUGGUAAAGUCAACUAA
Molecule: messenger RNA, 426 nt
Organism: Nezara viridula (southern green stink bug)
Lineage: Eukaryota; Metazoa; Arthropoda; Insecta; Hemiptera; Pentatomidae
Source: the annotation of a GenBank genome assembly